Actinia tenebrosa (Australian red waratah sea anemone) is the source of this 1363-nucleotide messenger RNA. Its product is annotated as neuropeptide FF receptor 2-like. NCBI's taxonomy places the organism in Eukaryota, Metazoa, Cnidaria, Anthozoa, Actiniaria, Actiniidae. The record is from RefSeq and is a predicted model, not a curated record. Gene Ontology annotation, molecular function: G protein-coupled receptor activity. Gene Ontology annotation, biological process: G protein-coupled receptor signaling pathway. Gene Ontology annotation, cellular component: plasma membrane.
GGUCAUCAUCAGUUUAUUUAGCUUUGCUGCUAAAAGAUACAUAUAUACUCAGUCAUAAAGCAACGAAGGCGUGAAAACGUUUUAAAGUUCAAAGAAAGUCAAUUAAAAAUUAAAAUAUUAGACUACAGUACAUAAGAGGUUCAGUUUGUACAAAGUGAGAGCAUUCAUAAAAGAGUUCUUGGGGAAGUCAUUAAGCCAAUUCAGUUGCCGGGAUUCAAGAUGAACAACUCCUCUUCAAUCCCAUCAAGUUGUAAAAACAUCAGUGGUAUUGUACGAUGUAACGUUCCUGCGUAUCCUGAACUACCCGCUGAACUAUUCGACCUUGUUGAGCUCUACACGACUCUGACACCAAUUUUCACCGUCCUGUCCUAUUGUCUUCUCGCCGUUGCAUUACUGGGGAAUUCACUGWUUAUUUUAACGAUUUUCAAAGAUCCCAAGUUCCGUGGAGUCGCGCACAUUUUUCUCUUGAAUAUUGCCAUUGCUGAUGUACUGUAUGCGUUGGUGAACAUCGCUGGUGAGACUUUGUCAAUGGUUCUUUCUGCCAAUCAACAGCAAGCCAUUCGUUGCUCAGUCUUCAAGCCAUUAACAGCCGCCCGUUUUGUAUCCUACGCCGUAGCGGUUUUCUCUCUUUCAGUUUUAAGUGUCGAACGCUGGCACGUAAUUUGUUUACCGUUUGCAGCUGCCCGAAAUCCCUCUCUGAAAAAGAAGAUAAAAAUCUUGACAUUGAUUGCUGUCUGGUUGUUGGCUGUUGGAGUUUCUUUCCCCAUUGCUUUGUGUACGACAGGACACGAAAAGAUUCACACCAUCGUCCUCGCGAUAAGUCUACUCAUAGUACCUUUCCUAAUAAUCCUCACAGCCAACGUAAAAAUCAUCUUUUCCAUCCGAAAAGCUGGGAUUUUCCAAGUCACUGAUCAAACACAAGAAGCCUUUCGUAAACGACGCCAUCUUCUGAAACUCCUAUUCGCGAUUGUUAUCAGUUUUAUUAUUCUCUGGCUUCCAUAUACUGUUUUAUAUCUUUAUUUAAGUUUCUUUCAGACAAAAGAUCUUAUAAUGCGUUAUAAGAUUGUUAUUAUUACGAAGGCAGUGGUUGUUACUUCGUAUAUUAAUCCGGCUUUGAAUGCUCUUAUGUACUAUGGUUUCUGUAAGGACUUUAGACGUGGUCUUGUUAGCUUGGUCAGGAAGACUUCGACACAGAGCGUGAGAGUUUCUUGAUCUUGGAAAAUGUGCUCAGGAAUCAAGUGGGGUUGAAGAGAGAAGAGAGAAGAGAGAAGAGAGAAGAGAGAAGAGAGAAGAGAGAAGAGAGGAUGAAUGACAAAGUGAGUGAGAUCGGAUAAGGAAUGGAAAGAAAUUGGAAAGAAGAAUA